AUGGUGCCAGAUGAACUUUUUGGUCUUCUUUUUGACAAUGUUGGGCUUCGUGAGGGGUCUGAAAAUAGUCAUGAUGCUAGGUUGGAGGUGGCUGCUACCUCUCUUCAAUCUUUUUAUAAUGGGCAGUCAGCAUGCCUGUCCUUUGCUCCAGAGAGACACACUAACACUAUCAAACAUCCUCGAAAAGUUAGUCCGAAACAAAAUUUAACCAGUGCCUCAUCUGCAAGAGAUGCAGAGAUGUCCACCAAUCAUGACAAAUGUACCACUUUGAUGGGGGUUGUCGAUAAUGGAAGAGGCUGUGCAUGGACGGGGGUUAGGGGAGGAAUCAGUGGAGAAUUCCAAGCCCAAGAAGAUGCUGGAGCCAUAGAUGGGAAAUCCUUGGAGCUUGAGUCCCUGAAUGACUGUGCUCAGCGCACGCAGAUUUUCCGCCCGCACGCCCGGGCCGGUACUGCAGUACAGAGCAGGCGCACGGGGACUCCUAGGAGGAAGAGGGUAUUGAAAAAGUUGCUCUGGGCGGGGCCCCCCCACCGUCCGGACUCUCGGGAGAGUUCGGGUCAGGCAGCUGGAAAGAGCAAGGCACACCCAGACUCACAGCCCGCCGCCUGCCAGCGCCGGGACCGCACAGCACCGAGCACCCGCCCGACUGGCGACGCGCGCCGACCUGGCCUCCACGUGCCCCGCGCGGGGGUUUCCGCGUCCUCUGGGCGGAGCCGGAAGAGGAAGUCGGCGCUACAGCGGCGGCCCGCACCUCCCCGCGCCGUCCGCGCCCGUCCGACCCGGCCACGGAGACAGCGCCGCGGCGGGACCCGGAACCUGUACCCGCCGAGAAGCGCCGCGCCGCUGAGCGCCCAGCAGUCCGAUGGGGCCGCAGCGGCCGCUACUCACGGCCGCGACCGCCCUGCUCUGGGGCUUCCUGCUCCCGCUGGUGGGAUGGUGCAGCUCUGUGGCUCUGGAUGUGUGGAUUAUUCUUCAGGACAGAGGAGAAAUGAACCCAAAGGCAAAAUCAGAGAUCAGGCCACUGCCUCAGUUUCAGCAGGUCUUAUGGCCUCUGCUUGGAGCCUUGGGGGACUCGGUGGACUUGACUACCAGUAUGCCUGGAAGUUUCCUCCCUCAGGGAACAAAUCUGAAUUUCAUGAUGUGAAAAUACUGAUUGCAUUUAUAAGCCACAAAGACUUUAUAGAUAUGAAGCAGACUCUUGGAGAUAACAUUACUGUAAAAAUGUAUUCUCCAUCAUGGCCUAACUUUGACUAUACUAUGGUGGUUAUUUUUGUAAUUGCUGUGUUCACUGUGGCAUUAGGAGGAUACUGGAGUGGACUAAUUGAAUUGGAGAGCAUGAAGGCAGUGACAAACACUGAAGACAGAGAAAUGAGGAGAAAGAAGGAAGAAUAUUUAACUUUUAGUCCUCUGACAGUUGUAAUAUUUGUGGUCGUGUGCUGUGUUAUGAUGGUCUUACUUUAUUUCUUCUACAAAUGGCUGGUGUAUGUUAUGAUAGCAAUCUUCUGCAUAGCAUCAGCAAUGAGUCUGUACAACUGUCUAGCUGCACUCGUUCGUAAGAUACCGUGUGGACGAUGCACGAUUAUAUUUCGCAGCAAAAGCAUUGAAGUGCGACUUAUUUUUCUCUCUGGACUAUGCAUAGCAGUGGCUGUUGUUUGGGCUGUAUUUAGAAAUGAAGAUAGGUGGGCUUGGAUUUUACAGGAUAUCUUGGGGAUCGCUUUCUGUCUGAAUUUAAUUAAAACACUGAAGUUACCCAACUUCAAGUCAUGUGUGAUACUUUUAGGUCUUCUCCUCCUCUAUGAUGUGUUUUUUGUUUUCAUAACACCAUUCAUCACAAAGAAUGGCGAGAGUAUCAUGGUUGAACUUGCAGCUGGACCUUUUGGAAACAAUGAAAAGAAUGAUGGAAACUUGGUGGAAGCCACUGCUCAACCCUCAGCUCCCCAUGAGAAAUUACCAGUAGUCAUCAGGGUACCAAAGCUGGCCUAUUUCUCAGUAAUGAGUGUGUGCCUCAUGCCAGUUUCAAUACUGGGUUUUGGAGACAUUAUUGUACCAGGCCUCUUGGUUGCAUAUUGUAGAAGAUUUGAUGUUCAGACUGGUUCUUCUUCUAUAUACUAUGUUUCCUCCACAAUCGCCUAUGCUGUUGGCAUGAUACUCACAUUUGUUGUUCUGGUGCUGAUGAAGAAGGGGCAGCCUGCCCUCCUCUAUUUAGUUCCUUGCACACUUGUUACUGCCUCAGUUGUUGCCUGGAGACGUAAGGAAAUGAAAAAGUUCUGGAAAGGUAGCAGCUAUCAGGUGAUGGACCAUCUGGACUAUGCAACAAAUGAAGAAAACCCUGUGACUGCUGGGGAACAGAUUGUUCAACAAUAAUAUUAUGUAGACCUGCAAUAAUGUGUCAGUUGAUUUUCUACGAAUAGAGUUUGACUUUUUAAAUUGACUUUUGAAUUGACAAUCUUAAUGAAUCUUCAAUGAUAUGCUUGCAAAUAUAUAUUUUUAAGAGCUGGUACUGACAAUUACAUCAAAUAAUUGAAACACAUUUGCUUUUAACUGUGUUAAAAUUGUGCCUUCACAUUAAAUAAAAGCAUAUGGUCUGUGUAACUUUGAA
Messenger RNA from Enhydra lutris kenyoni (northern sea otter), 2596 nucleotides. Its product is annotated as signal peptide peptidase like 2A. The transcript has 18 exons. Gene Ontology annotation, molecular function: aspartic endopeptidase activity, intramembrane cleaving. The record is from RefSeq and is a predicted model, not a curated record. NCBI's taxonomy places the organism in Eukaryota, Metazoa, Chordata, Mammalia, Carnivora, Mustelidae. Gene Ontology annotation, biological process: membrane protein proteolysis. Bases 1 to 2361 code for a protein of 786 amino acids. Gene Ontology annotation, cellular component: lumenal side of endoplasmic reticulum membrane; Golgi-associated vesicle membrane; cytoplasmic side of endoplasmic reticulum membrane.